Acyrthosiphon pisum (pea aphid) is the source of this 2264-nucleotide messenger RNA. RefSeq names its product ring canal kelch homolog. The transcript has 12 exons. Gene Ontology annotation, molecular function: protein binding. Bases 227 to 2017 code for a protein of 596 amino acids. NCBI's taxonomy places the organism in Eukaryota, Metazoa, Arthropoda, Insecta, Hemiptera, Aphididae. The record is from RefSeq and is a predicted model, not a curated record.
UAGUAAGUUGUCUCCUAAUUCCUAUGAACGGUGGGUAUUCGCGGAUAGCUAUGAUAUUACUAUAAGUAAACAUUCAACAUUGUUAAAUUAGGUAUCAAAUAGAUACCAUCCAAUCACUCCCCGAGGUACGACACGAGACGGCACACCGCACACUGCAAAGUCAAUAGUCAAUAUUAUAUAGUCGGCGUGCACUGUGAAUUGAGAUUCAACAUCAGAUACAGGAGUAAUGUUGGUAAAAGAAAUGGAUGCCUUACAGACUUCAUCAUGUGAAAACUACAUAAAGCCAGUUUUGAAAUCCAAUGAAAGUGCACCAACACAUUUUAGAAAUAACUUUCACUCUGUUAGAAUACUAGAAGACUUACAAUCUCUACGCAAAAAUGAAGUUUUUUGUGAUAUAAGAUUUGAAACAGAUGACGGUACUUUAGUAUUCGGACAUAAAAAUGUUCUAAUUGCAGCUAGUCCAUAUUUCCGAGCAAUGUUUGAUCAUUUUGAUGAGAGCAAUAAAGAUCUUGUUAAUAUAAGAGAAUUAGAUUCCUUAGUUUUACAAAUAUUAGUAGAUUAUAUUUAUACUGGUGAAUUUAUAGCCACAAAAGAAAAUGUACAGAUUUUGUUACCAGCCGCUAACAUCUUACAGUUAGAUUUCGUAAGUGCUGCAUGUGCUGAGUUCUUAGAAAAACAACUUGAUGCUUCAAAUUGUCUUGGUAUCAAGGCGUUUGCUGACUUACAUAACUGUACGGAUUUAUUAUCAAGUUGUGAAGCAUUCAUUAAAAAGCAGUUUUUGGAAGUGGUUAAAACUGAUGAGUUUCUAUCAUUGUCUUCUGAAGAUAUGGUUAAGAUUAUCUCCUGUAAUGACCUUGCUAUUCCAUAUGAAGAAAAAGUAUUUGAAAGUGUUAUGAAAUGGGUAAGACAUGAUUUGAAUUUGAGAAAAGAUGUUCUGCCAGAAUUAAUGGAACAUGUACGUCUGCCAACAUUAGCAUCAAAACCUGAUAUAUUAUUUAAUAUAGUAAAUGAACCUCUUCUAAAGAAUAACCCUAAAUGCAACGAAUAUAUAAUCGAAGCAUACAAUUUUAAUCUACAAAAAUCAUUUCAGCUUUUUACCAUUCCACAAACAAUUAGGUGUAAACCUAGACAGUUUGGUGGUUCUCAAAAAGUUAUUUUAAUGUUUAAUGAGUCUGAUACAUCACCAAAGUGUUAUACAGAAUGGUAUGAUCCAGCAACCAAGCUAAGAGAGAAUGCACCAGGGAUAAAUGAAUGUCGUGACACAGCUGGUUUUGGUGUAAUAAGUGAUCAAUUUGUGUUUGCUGUGGGAGGUGUAAAUGAAAAAAGUUCUAAAUCUGUUAGUAUGCUUGACGUAUCUUCACAAUCACCCUCAUGGGUUCCAAUGGCCGACAUGUUAGUUAGUCGAAAUCGACUGGGAGUUGGAAUAUUAGGUGAUUCCAUAUAUGCUGUUGCCGGAUCUGACGGCAACAGUGCUUUAAAUAGUGUAGAGGUAUUUGACGUCAGUUAUCAAAAAUGGAGAAUGGUAGCCAGUAUGUCUACUAAUAGACGUGAUUUGGGCGUUGGUGUACUCAAUAAUCGUCUAUACGCUGUUGGAGGAAGUAAUGGUAAAAUAUGUUUGAAAUCUGUGGAAUAUUAUGAUCCUACACUUGACACAUGGAAUCCAGUUGCAGAAAUGUCUGAGUAUCGUCAAGGUGUUGGUGUAGGAGUCUUGGACGGUAUUAUAUAUGCUAUUGGCGGGUAUAAUAGAGUGUAUCAUAAAAGUGUCGAGGUUUAUAAACCGAGUGAUGGAGUUUGGUCGUCUGUAGCUGAUAUGGAAAUAUGCCGAUUUCAUCCUGGAGUAGCCGUAUUAGAUGGUUUAUUGUAUGUUUUUGGCGGAGAAAAAGAAUCAUCUAUUGUUGAUACUGUAGAAAUUUACAAUCCCAACACUAAUACUUGGACCUUGGAAAGAUUGUCAAGAAAUAAAGUACAAAUUUAUGGUGGAGUAGUUAUCGAUAGACCUUUACAUUUUAUGAACUAAUUGGCAUACAUAAUGGUCUCAUUGUUGGUAGAAAUAUGAACAUAUUUAUGUAUAAUGUAAGUAUGACAAAAAGUGUAUUGUUUUAUUCAUUUUUGUUUUUGUGAAUGUUUGAUAAAAAAGUUGUUUUAUAUAAUUUAAAUUGAUGAUUUACAUGUCAAAUAAAAAAGCUAAUAUGUUAAUAUAUAUUGCAUAAUGCAUUGUAUCAGCAAAACUUAUAUAGUUUACAAUAUACAUUAUAUCUCUUAGA